Messenger RNA from Zonotrichia albicollis (white-throated sparrow), 5613 nucleotides. Its product is annotated as 1-aminocyclopropane-1-carboxylate synthase-like protein 1. Gene Ontology annotation, biological process: amino acid metabolic process; biosynthetic process. NCBI's taxonomy places the organism in Eukaryota, Metazoa, Chordata, Aves, Passeriformes, Passerellidae. Gene Ontology annotation, molecular function: pyridoxal phosphate binding; transaminase activity. The record is from RefSeq and is a predicted model, not a curated record.
CGGCCGUGGCUCGGCACGGUCCGGCACGGGGUGAUGCGGCACGGCACGGCCGGUGCUGCCUCCUCCCGGGCCGGGGCGUGCGGAGGGACGGACGGCAGGAGGCAGGAAAAGAGGCAGGGUGGGAGGGACCCCACGGCGCCGCUCGGAGCCCGGCCCGGCCCCGGGAGAGCGACAAGCGCCUGGCACGGGAUAAAGUUAUCCCGGAAUAAGGCUGCACGCAUGUGCGUCACCCCGGAUGUGAACAUGCCGGCCCGGCUCCCCGCUAGCUCGCUCCGCCUGGCUCCAGCGGAUGGGCUGAGCCGUGCCGUGCCGAGCCGUGCCGUGCCGAGCCGUGCCCGAGGCCCUGCAGCCCGGUAGGGGCUGGGGGAGGCCGGGCCGCCCGGGCGCCCUCGAGGGCCGAGGUGCGAAAGGCCCUCCCGGCGGGCCCGGGGCAGGUGCGCAGCCGGGGGCGAGCGGCGGGCGCGACCCCGGGAGCGAUGGAUUUUCGUGGGAAAAAGUACGAGCGCGGCAGUAACUGGUCUGACCCCGAGGUGGUGGAGCUGCUGCAGCUCUGGGCCGACGAAUCGGUGCAGAUAGAGCUGGAGAGCUGCUUGCGCAACCAGCACGUCUUCAACCGCAUCGCCGAGGUGCUGCGGGAGAAGGGCAUCCACCGCACGGGAGACCAGUGCCGGGAGAAGAUCAAGAAGAUGAAGCUGGAGUACCGGCGGAUCAAGGACAAUAGCAAGGCCCCGCGGGGCGGGCGGACGUGGAAGUUCUACGAGGUGAUGGACCGGGUGCUGACCAGCCGACCGGCCCUGGCCUAUGGCUCCCUGAGCGGCAGCAUGAUGGCUCAGCAGGUGCUGCAGGGCAGCAUGGUGGAGAGCUACCACCACCAGUUCACCUCCUCUGCCCUGCCCUUCGGACACUCCCAGCACCCUGAGCUGAUGGAAAUCAAAUGUGAGGAGGUGAACUCUGAUGACCACAGCUUGACCCCAGAGCCCCCACAAGCCAUGCCUUACCAGCAGGGCUCCCCUGAAGAACAGGAGAUGGAGAGAGCCUUCUUGGAGAGGGCCCAAAACGACUCUCCCAUCUCCAGGGUGGAGAUUCCCAUUGAAACCAGUGUUUCACCUUCAGGUUUCAGUGAGCCAAACAUGGCAAACUCAUCACGGAUCCAGAACGUUGUUCCCCGGCCUGGCUUCUCUGCCUUGCAUCGGCUGAGAAAGAAGCGGAAAGGGCAGCGCAUGAGGGACCCACUGGACGACCUGCUGCUGAAGACUCUGACGUCCCAGCGCGCCAUGGAGGAGCGCUUCCUGCAGAUGGAAGAGCGCCGCUUCCAGCGAGAUCUGGACGUGGAGGAGCGCCGGAUGCAGCUGGAGCAGCGCCGCUUUGAACUGGAGAGGGAACAUGAGUUUCGCAUGUUCAAUGUCUUUGCUCAGAUGCUCAGCAUCCUAAAGCAGAGCCAUAGCGGCUCCUCCUCCUCUGUUGCCAUGCCUCAGGGUUUGGACUUCAGCCAGGCACUCUCUGAAAUUGAGGGAAUGGGAGGAAGAGGGAGCAACCUGCAGGAGAUGAGGCUUCGGCCGCUUGCCAAGAGGAGGGUUGACCUGCACAGCCUCUGUAACCCCAGUGGCUUCCAGAGAAGCCCCUACCUCUCUGCUCGUGGCAACUUUGCCUGCGCUUUCCAGGGCUCCACUGAGGAAGGGUACAAUGCCUAUCAUGCUGACAAGUAUGAUGAAGACAAGAACCCCAACGGUAUAAUAAACUUUGGCACCAGUGAGAAUAAGCUCUGCUUUGACCUGUUGUCCAAGCGGCUGACACAGGCUGAUAUGAAUCUGAUGGACCCUUCACUGCUUCAGUAUCCUGACUGGAAAGGACAUCUGUUUUUACGGGAAGAAGUGGCUCGAUUUUUGACCUAUUACUGCAAGGCCCCUGCACCUCUCAAAGCAGAGAAUGUGAUUGUUUUAAAUGGUUGUGGCUCUUUAUUUUCUGCAUUAGCUACAGUCCUUUGUGAUCCAGGGGAAGCUAUACUGAUUGCUACUCCCUGUUAUGGUGGUAUUAUCCAGAGUAUCUUCCUCUAUGGUAAUGUCAAGCUGGUGUAUGUCUAUUUAGACAGUAAGAUUACUGGAACAAGUACUCGACCCUUUCAGCUUACAGUGGAAAAACUGGAAAAAGCCUUGCAGGAUGCCUGGGCAGAGGGUGUCACUGUAAGGGCCUUAAUUCUUUUGAAUCCCCAAAAUCCUCUUGGGGACAUCUACUCCUUGUCAGAGCUACGGGAUUACCUGGAAUUUGCUAAAAGACAUGAAUUGCAUGUGAUAGUAGAUGAGAUCUACAUGCUGUCAGUUUUUGAUGAAUCAGCCACGUUUCACAGUGUCCUAGGCAUGGACAGAUUGCCUGAUCCACAGCGGACUCAUGUGAUGUGGGGCAUAACCAAGGAUUUUGCUGUUUCUGGGAUUCGUUUUGGUACUUUAUAUACAGAGAACCAAGAUGUUGUUAAUGCAGUGGCUUCUUUGUGUUAUUUCCAUGGGGUUUGUGGACCUGUCCAGCACAAGGUUGCACAGCUGCUUAGAGACAGAGACUGGAUCAACCAGGUGUACCUGAGGGCCAACCAUGCCCGCCUAAAAGCUGCCCACACAUACGUGACAGAUGAGCUGAAGACACUCGGGGUUCCUUUUCUCAACCGCAACGCAGGCUUCUUUGUCUGGAUGGACUUCAGAAAGUACCUUAAGACAGGCACAUUUGAGGAGGAGUUGCUGCUCUGGAAGCGUUUUCUGGAUAAUAAGGUCCUCCUGUCCUGUGGAAAAGCCUUUGAAUGCAGUGAACCUGGAUGGUUCCGCAUCAUCUUUUCUGACAAGACCCACCGGCUGCAGUUAGGCAUGCAACGGAUACGCAAGGUUUUGGAAGAGCGUGAGCAGGAGUUACUGGCUGAGGAGAAGGAGCAGCCUUGUCAGUCAGAUCAGGACGGCAAAGCAGAUAGCACAGAUGAAGUCAUUUUUGUAUCCCGCCACCAGGACUCUCUCUGUGCCAGUAGCUCCAGCCUUGGUGACCUCAUUGGCCUCCUGCAGCAACAGAUGCGUUCAUCUGACUGGCUACAGAAAAACACAGCUGAGCAGUUUGCCCAGGAAAAGCCAGAGAUCUAUGAUGUGUUCAGCAAACUGGUGGGGAAGCAAUAGGGGUCAGUGUGCCUCCAGGGGCUUUCCUGAACACUAACUGACCCCUAACAACUCAGUAGUGACUUCCAGCAAAUAAUAUAUUUUCUGUAUAGCAAGAAAAUUACUUUGUAGGCCCCCUCCUCUCCCCUCUGUUUAAGAUCUCUGAUUUGUACUAUAUACUUGUGUUUCCUUGGAUUGGGGUGAGGGUAGGGAAGGGGGGGUGUCUUGUUUGUGUGCUGCUCUCUGUUCUGCAGCAUCAUUGUAUUUUAUAUUUAAUUAAUUUCUAAUGAAUAUGCUCUUAACUCUCUUAUAAGGUCCUGUGGUAUAAUUUUUUAUUCUUCUUCACACUUUCCAAAAACAGAUUCUAGAUUAAGUUAUGUGAGGUGGGGGCCAGCUGUCUCAAAGAGGUGUUUUUGGGAGAUAGAAUCUAGUGUCAGCCCUAACUUAGCCCUAGCUAAGGGUAAAUAAACAUGUGCAUAGAUUCAUCUUCAUGACUGAGGCUCUUAGGACCACAGUCAUCUAGACUGAGUUCUGUAAAUCAUUUUGUUUGGAGUUGGUUUCCAGUUUGACCUCAGAUCAGACAGUAUCCACUACCCUUGACUGGUGAAAUGCCUGGUUUUGUUUCUAUUCUUCUUUUUUUGUAUUCCUAUAAAUAAAAUGCACUAAUUGGCCUCUUGGCAAAAUGUCCAGAAAAGAGCUACAAAUGGAGAGGCAAUAGAAAGUAGAUGUUGUUUUUGCAUUUUUCUAUUCCUGGAAGUCCAUCCCUUGUGGUUAACAACAACAUAUAUUGGCAAAAGAGUGCAAAGAAUGCUUCUGCCUAUGCUAGGUGUACCUGCAGGUACAGCUGCUUCUGUCACCUACCACAGGCAUCCAAGGAUGCACCUUCCACCAUUAUCACAAUAUUGAAUGCAAUUUUUCCUGUGUUUCUCAGUUUGCAGGGUAAUUUUUUUUUUUACUAAAUGGUAUUCUUCUGUCUCCUCCUCUUUCCCAUUUUAAGAAACUGUUUUCUGUAUGCUGGUGAUAGAGUAUUUCAACUGGAAGGCCUCUUUCACAGAUAAAAAACUAUUUAACUUCUGGUACUAUAAAAUUUAGGUAUCCUAAAGGAAUUGGAGCUUGUUUUUCUGCAUACAUAUUAAUCAAGAGUUGAAGGAAAAAUGAAUAGAAGUGCAUAAUUUUCCUCCUCAUAGAUUUUGGCAGAUGGGCAUGAGUGACAAAAGCACAUCUGCAUCAUAAACCAAAUUACCAAAGCAUAGGCAAUUAAUGCAACCACAGUUUGCUGUGUGGUGAUGGCAGAGAACUGCUUGGACAGGGGAAGGAAAGUCUGAGCAGUGGCUGAAGAGAAGAUGGUGCUGCUUGUGACUGCCCCCCUCAGCACUGAGACCAGGCUGGUGAGGUGACAGGUAAGAUCAGUGUAAGGGACAGUUAUAAACAGAGUAUUUGCUAACUAGUUUGGCAUUUGUCCAUGGACAAUAUUUCCAAGUCCACAAAGAAAGCUAUAACAGAAGACAGAUGUCGUUAAUGGAAUGGGAAGUGCGAUGUACAGCCAAAUCACAAAUGGACUUCCUGGUUUUCCCCCCUUAUUUAUGUACCCCAAGAAGGACAUGAGCAACAAAACUUUAGGAAUUGAGCUGUUUGAAAUCAAGAACAAGGUAAGACAUUAGUUAACGUGAUAUUUUAGGGAAUCCCUGUAGCAAAUUCAACCCAUUAAUUACUCAUUUUCUUUUGUUCUAGUCAUUUUUUCUGUUGGAGUAUAUGAAUAUACAAAAGUAACAAUUUAUAUAAUAUUUUUCACCCAUAUAUAUUUACUGCUCAGGAAGCAGGUUUAUUGUACUGUUUCUGUGUGGAUUCAGCUAGUAAAGCACACCUCUGCAGGAAAGAGGGUAUGAUGUGCUUUCAGAAUCCUCACAGCUAUUACAGUAUGGCUGACAGUCACAUCUGAGCUUGCUGUAACUCAACAGAACACACACAUAGAGUAUUUUCUAUGUUAUUUUGAAUUUUAACACCUGCCUUAGGAUCUGUCCACUGAGGAAUGUUAGUUUGGUCACAGAAAAUAUAAAUAUAACUGGAAAAGAGGCAAGAAAGAAACAUGGUCAUGAGACUGCUGUUGGAAAAAAAAUGGGGUUUUUUGAUUGUGCAAACCCCAUAAAUUUUGUAAAUGGCCUUAACUGGUUUACAAAAAGUGGUAAACAUGUAGAAAGUCCUGUGCAUAUGUAUAUAGAAACUAAAUCAAUUCCUAUUUGCUCUAAGAUUUGCUCUAAGAUUACCCCUAGAGGAAAAACACAGGUUCUGCCUGUACAAAUUGUUUGUUCUUUCUGCUGCCUUCAUGUUAGAUGUUUUCUCUACUUGAUGUAUCUCAUAGUUCUCAUUAAUGGCCUUUUCUUUUUCUUUGUGGCAAACCUCUACUGACAAAAAACAUCGCAAAAAGAUUAAGGAUUCUUCCAUGCUGUCCCUGCCCUCACUUUUUUUUUUUUACCUGUUUGUCAAGUGA